AUGAAGUUCUCCGCUGCCUCAAUCAUCUCCGCUGCCUGCCUGGCCCUCACCGUCUCUGCCCAAAAGCCCGUGACAACAACUACAUCCUCGUCCGUCUCUGCUCCAGUCGUGACCGCCACCAAGACCUCGACUAUCACCAUCCCCAUCAUCACAACCAUCACCAUCGGCGUCCCCACCAUCAUCAGCACCACCGUCGCGACUCCUACCACCUCUUCUACCGGUACCAAUGGACCUUCUCCUACUACUGGACCUGGUUCUGGCAACGCCGGAAAUGCCCUCCAGGCUGUCAAUGCCAAGGCCGUUUUGGCCGUCGGUGCCGGUGUUGUUGCCCUUGCUCAGUUCUUGUAG
Linnemannia hyalina is the source of this 348-nucleotide messenger RNA. Lineage: Eukaryota; Fungi; Mortierellomycota; Mortierellomycetes; Mortierellales; Mortierellaceae. The record is from the annotation of a GenBank genome assembly.